This is a messenger RNA of Cladocopium goreaui, 660 nucleotides long. The record is from the annotation of a GenBank genome assembly. Lineage: Eukaryota; Dinophyceae; Suessiales; Symbiodiniaceae.
UGAAUUCCUCCCGGCUGUGGUCCUCUUGGAAGAAAGGACACCGACAUGGCUACAUACAUCAACUACGGUGAAGGGGAGGAUGAUGCUAUUGUACAGGGUGCUGAGUGGUUGCAGCGAAUUCUGCAGCAGCAGCAAGGGCCAGAAGCAGAAAGGGCGUUCACAGAGAAGUUCAAAAAAGAGUUCAAGGAUGCCCAAGAGAGCAACAAGAACCGGUAUGACUACGGUCCCGUCUUCGACUUGCUGGUAGAGCAUGCCAAGAACCUGUUCUCCGCGAUCCCAGAGAACAAACCUGAGGAACGCCUCAAAGAAAUUGAGAGCUUCUUUGCCCUGAUUUUGAGUAUGCUGCUCCUGCUCGAGGAUACCAGCCAUUUGGACAGAGCCACCACGCAACUCUGUGAGCUCUUUAGUGGAGAUACAGAGCAGCAACCAGAGCUGCGAUUGAGACUAUUGAUGAUGCUCUACAACACCUUCAACAACCCGACCUUCGAGUUCAGAUACAGGGUCUUCAAGUACACUUUGGACUUCGCUGCUAGCGCUGACAUGUUCGACCAGGUGCUGCCCUACCUGGAUUACUUAGAGUCCUGGAUGGCGGAUUGGGAUGCCACUUUGCAGAUGGACGACAAGCGCAAGCUUUACUCAGACAUUUCCAAGUACAUGAGG